GCAAACAGGAGUGGGCGGGUUCCAUUGACGUAGUAGCGCAUUGUUAAUAAUAAUGGCGGUGCUGUAGAAAAAAGUGGGACAUAAACGUUCCACACAGAUGCAGAGUUGAGAUCGGAGAGACCCGACCAUGGAGUCUGUUCAUCCCAACCCAGCGCCGAUCCGGUGGGUGGUAUCGGAGAACCGGGAGGUCCGGAUCAAAGAGGAGCCUGUGCCGUGCUGUGACCCUCCCAGAGAGUCGGUCCCGGUGCCACAGUAUGGACUGGUCUACAUGCAGCAGCAGUACAGCAGGGUCCAGACUGAACAGAACCACACUACACAGGACCAAACCUACGUUCAGCAAGGACCGUCUGCCAGCGUCCCUUCAACAUACGCCGAAGGGAUCGAAGACCACAGGGGGUCCCAAAAUCCCGUCAUCAAAGAGGAGGCUUCCUGCACCCCCAGGCCGGACCCACCCCACCCCGGGAUCCUCCGAGUGAGCCGGUUCGACCUGGAGAGGGGCUCCACCCGGUUCAGAUUCCUCCGGGCCGUGGUGCGGGAUACAGAGCAGCGGCCCGUCCACAUCAAAGUGGAGGUUUACGAGCCGGGCGGAGACGUCAAGGAAGAGGAAGAGGAGCGGCAGUGCGGCUCCGUCAACCAGGAGGAAGAGGCCUGCGAUCUGGAACCCGGGCAGAUCAAGGUGGAAGACCCGGAGCCGGAUUCUGUUCCCGAGACCCGGCGGUCGGUCCGGAUUGGAGAGGAGGCGCCUGAACAAGCUGCGGUCUCCAGCGUGGACAGCGGACAAGCUGCCCUCUCCAGUAUGGACAGCGGACAACCUGCCCUCUCCAGUAUGGAAAGUGGACAACCUGCUGCUCUCCUUGGUAUUGGCCAUGAACAGUCUGUUCACAAUAUUACUAUUAAAGGGCAAACGUUGGUCUGUGAUUUCGACGACGGACUGACUUCUACCCACAGUGUUGGCGUUGGCUGCACUACUCUCCUCAGUUCGGACAACGGACUCACAGCUAUGCAAAAUACGGGCACUGGACAAACGGCUGUUCUUGGUAUUGACGGUGGACAGUCUGUUCACAAUAUUGACAGAGGGCCAACGUUGGCUCAUAAUUUUGACAACGGACACACUUCUGUACGCUGCGUGGUCACUGCCACCCCCGGACACCGUUCUUCCCACAGUAAUCAGGCUGUCUCUCCACUGGAAAUGCCCUACAGUCGGGGGGAGGAAACUGUCCCUACUGGCAAGCUGGACGUUGUCCGUGGUGAUGCUGUCUUCACUGGAUCGGAAUCCGUCCUCAAUCAAUACUGUGCCCCUGGACUACAUGCUGUCAGUCUUCAAAAAGACGGCCCUAAUUGUGUCUCACAACUGGCGUCUGCUCGCGUCAAGAAAGACGCCCCGCAAGAGGAAUCUGUCCGCAUAGAAAUGAAGGUCCCUCAAGCUGCAUUUGUCCAAAAGGAAGUCCACACUAAUGAGGAACAUCAACUAGACUCUACCAACACCAACAAAGAUGUCCCGCUUGUGGAAUCUGUCUAUACGGACCAAGAGAAGGUCCCUGACCCAAAAUACAUGCCCCCCAACAAGCUAAACGACGUCAACUCGGACAACAGUCUUCCACCAGUGGAAUCUGUCCACCAUACCGUGUCCACCCCUGAACCAGUUCCUGACGGCAGUGAUGACGUCUCUGCUAUGGACACUGAUCCUGCAGAGAAGGAGGAGGAGGGGGGUGAAAAAGAAGGCUCCCAGAUUUCCGAUGACCCCUCUGAACCUCGGACAGCCCGCUCGGAUGUGAUGACCCCCGACCCCCAUGGGGCAGACGAGACUGAAAUGGAAUCUGGCCUAGAAAACGAUGACCCUGGACCGGACCUGGUCGUUGUCGACAAGAAGGUCCACGAAACCGGAUCCCUCCACCCUAACGAGAAGACCUCCGAAGACAUAAAGUUCCCAGAUCCGAAGACUUUCGGCACCAACGCCCCUGAAAACCAGGAUGGUAAAAUCCUAGAAAAGAGAGAAAAGGCAGCCGGCCGAGAAGAUGACCCUCAACCGCAGUCUCUCCUUCGUAACUCUGAGACCCCCGAAGUGAAAUCCGCACACUCAGACGAGAACACCUCUAAAGAAGGUCAGGAAGGAAUCGAAUCUACCCCUCGCCCCAUCUCCGAAGCAAAACCUGCCCUCAAAAAGGGCAACCGACCCCAACUGCAGUCUGUUCAUCAUCAUAGUAAUAAUAACAAGACUCUCCCUGCUGCAAAGACUGACCGGGAGGGAGAUGAAGAUACUCCUUUAGAGGAGGAAGGAACGGAGAUGGAAUCCAUUCCUGGAGACGAACACGGACUCGGUGAUCUUGAAGAGCCGGGGACAGUUCGCACGUCGCUGAGAAACUCCUCGGAGGGUUUUGCAGAGGCUAAAACGGAAGAGAUGGCAGCCGAGCCUGCCGACGCUGAUGUGAAAAGCUUGAUCGCAGAAUCCCAUGCCUGCCCCCACUGCCCGACAGCUUUCCCCGCGAGUCAGGAUUUGGACAAGCACAUGAAAAAGCUGCACAGAGAAGAACGCGCCGAGAAACGCAGGACGAGGCCCGUGAGCUCGAGAAGGACUUCCUCACGAUCCAGACAGACGUCCCAGUCCCGGGCGCAAAAUCCGGAACCUGCCGACGCCGGCACGGACAAGAACCUCGGCAAACAUAGCUGCGCGGACUGCGGGGAACGUUUCCCCACCCCGAAAACCUUAAAAAAACACAGGGACACCCACCAGGAAGCUCAGUGUCAUCCGUGCAAGGAGUGCUCUAAGACUUUCAGAGACCCGGAGCUCCUUAAAAGGCACCGGCUGGUCCACGGAGAAACGGAGGCUGCUUACAAAGGCGUCCGGUCGGAGGGAUCGCGGGGGGAAGACCCGUUCGGUUUGGAAGCAAGCCGCUGGCGGAGGAAACACCGGUGUGCCAAAUGUGGGAAGCGUUUCCUCUACGCCGCCAACCUCAAGAAGCACCGUCUGCAGCAGCACGAGGGGAAGCCGCUCCCCCACCAGUGCGGCGAGUGCGGCCGCGGUUUCAGAGAGCCGUCUCAUCUGAAGAUGCACCGGAAAAUCCACGGCGACGAGACUCCCGUCGCGUUCUGCUGCCCCGAUUGCGGCAAGGUUUUCAAAACCGCCAAACACCUGAAAAGGCAUCGGCUGGUUCACUCGGAAGACGCGCCUCCUUUCCAGUGCUCAGAGUGCGGGAAGAGGUUCCGGGAUCCGGAGCGUUUGCGGAGGCACCAGCGCGUGCACACGGGAGAGACGCCCUAUCCGUGCGACGGGUGCGGGAAGAGGUUCCGGUUUUCCGGAGAUCUCCGGAAGCACCAGAGGAUUCACACGGGGGCGAUGCCGUUCCAGUGUGCGGACUGCGGGAAGAGAUUCCGGGAAUCCAGCACCUUGAAAAAACACGAGCUGAUCCACAGCGGGGAGACUCCUUUCCAGUGCCCUGAUUGUGGGAAGAUGUUCAAUCAGGUCGGUAAUCUGAAACGGCACCAACAAAUCCAUGCCGGCUCUGCUCCUUACCAGUGCCCGGAGUGCCAGCGGUGCUUCAACCACGCGGAGAACUUAAAGAGGCACCGUCUGGUCCACGUGGGCGAGACCCUCCACCCCUGCCCCGAAUGCAACACCUCCUUCCGCAGCGCGGCGCACCUCAGCAAACACCGGGGGGAGCAGCACUCCGGAGGGCAGGGGCAGCGUCUCCGCGUCUGCGAGGACUGCGGUAAAAGCUUCAAGCGCGCGGGGGAUUACCACAAACACUGCCGGAUUCACACGGGCGAGAAGCCUUACCCGUGUACGGAGUGCCAGAAGAGGUUCAACCACCUGGGGAACCUCAAGAAACACCUGCUGGUGCAUUCGGGGGAAACGCCCUUCGAGUGUCCGGACUGCGGGAAGAAGUUUAGCCAGAAGGGGAACAUGAAGAAACACAGGCGGACGCACGACGACGACCAAGACAAUGCCGGGAAGAGGAAGACGAAGAGGAAGAAGAAGAAAUAAUAAUCCUGCAACCGAGUUGUCAGAAAUCUCAUCAUGAAAACCAGGAUGGGAUCAUACUGCUGUGCAACGGGAGUCUUAACUUCCGCCACUGCGAUUUUUGGAAAACCAGAACCCUCGCUAUCAUGAAAAAAGAACAAUGUCCGGAUGUAAACUUUCUGUUCUCACUUAUAUUCUUCUUCUCUUCUUCUAAUUAUGAAUGAGUCGUUUAGAAAAGCUACUUCCAGAGACUAGGGGGGUGAACUCUGCAUCAACAACAACUGCUGCUGCUGCUGCAGAGUCACUUCCAAUAGGAGUUUGUUUGUUUGACGUCUCAUCCUGAAGGACGGAGCACAAGGAGGUUCAGUGACUUGCUCAGGGUCACACACACACAGGGAGUCAGUGGCUGCUGCAGAGUCACUUCCAAUAGGACCUUGUUUGUUUGACGUCUCGUCUGAAGAUUUGGAUUUGGAUUUUACGAAUCGGUGAGGCCUCCUUUUAAAGAGAGGGAGGGGACCAGUGAUCAUGUUAAUAAAGCUAAUAAGAGGUGAGAGAAUGGAUUUUAAAGAUGGUCAGCGCUCCUUUAAAGGGAGGGGCCGGUGAUCAUGUUAAUAAAGCUAAUAAGAGGUGAGAGAAUGGAUUUUAAAGAUGGUCAGCGCUCCUUUAAAGGGAGGGGCCGGUGAUCAUGUUAAUAAAGCUAAUAAGAGGUGAGAGAAUGGAUUUUAAAGAUGGUCAGCGCUCCUUUAAAGGGAGGGGCCAGUGAUCAUGUUAAUAAAGCUAAUAAGAGGUGAGAGAAUGGAUUUUAAAGAUGGUCAGCGCUCCUUUAAAGGGAGGGGCCAGUGAUCAUGUUAAUAAAGCUAAUAAGAGGUGAGAGAAUGGAUUUUAAAGAUGGUCAGCGCUCCUUUUAAAGGGAGGGGCCAGUGAUCAUCUUAAUAAAGCUAAUAAGAGGUGAGAGAAUGGAUUUUAAAGAUGGUCAGCGCUCCUUUAAAGGGAGGGGCCGGUGAUCAUGUUAAUAAAGCUAAUAAGAGGUGAGAGAAUGGAUUUUAAAGAUGGUCAGCGCUCCUUUUAAAGGGAGGGGCCAGUGAUCAUCUUAAUAAAGCUAAUAAGAGGUGAGAGAAUGGAUUUUAAAGAUGGUCAGCGCUCCUUUAAAGGGAGGGGCCGGUGAUCAUGUUAAUAAAGCUAAUAAGAGGUGAGAGAAUGGAUUUUAAAGAUGGUCAGCGCUCCUUUUAAAGGGAGGGGCCGGUGAUCAUGUUAAUCAAUCUAAUGAGGUGAGAGAAUGGAUUUUAAAGAUGGUCAGCGCUCCUUUAAAGGGAGGUGCCGGUGAUCAUGUUAAUAAAGCUAAUAAGAGGUGAGAGAAUGGAUUUUAAAGAUGGUCAGCGCUCCUUUUAAAAGGGAGGAGGGGCCAGUGAUCAUGUUAAUAAAGCUAAUAAGAGGUGAGAGAAUGGAUUUUAAAGAUGGUCAGCGCUCCUUUUAAAAGGGAGGAGGGGCCAGUGAUCAUGUUAAUAAAGCUAAUAAGAGGUGAGAGAAUGGAUUUUAAAGAUGGUCAGCGCUCCUUUUAAAAGGGAGGAGGGGCCAGUGAUCAUGUUAAUAAAGCUAAUAAGAGGUGAGAGAAUGGAUUUUAAAGAGGGUCAGCGCUCCUUUAAAGGGAGGGGCCGGUGAUCAUGUUAAUAAAGCUAAUAAGAGGUGAGAGAAUGGAUUUUAAAGAUGGUCAGCGCUCCUUUUAAAAGGGAGGAGGGGCCAGUGAUCAUGUUAAUAAAGCUAAUAAGAGGUGAGAGAAUGGAUUUUAAAGAUGGUCAGCGCUCCUUUUAAAAGGGAGGAGGGAUCAGUGAUCAUGUUAAUAAAGCUAAUAAGAGGUGAGAGAAUGGAUUUUAAAGAGGGUCAGCGCUCCUUUAAAGGGAGGGGCCGGUGAUCAUGUUAAUAAAGCUAAUAAGAGGUGAGAGAAUGGAUUUUAAAGAUGGUCAGCGCUCCUUUUAAAAGGGAGGAGGGGCCAGUGAUCAUGUUAAUAAAGCUAAUAAGAGGUGAGAGAAUGGAUUUUAAAGAUGGUCAGCGCUCCUUUUAAAAGGGAGGAGGGAUCAGUGAUCAUGUUAAUAAAGCUAAUAAGAGGUGAGAGAAUGGAUUUUAAAUUCUUGGUUAGUUCCAUAAAAGCAGGCCAGUGAUAAUGUGCCCAAUGAUAAUACAAGACAAGACCAUAGAUCUUCAUUAACACAACAUUUUUUAAAAAUUUUUUGCUCACAUUAAAAACUAGACUGGCUACACUUUCCAUUCUCUUUUAGACUGAAAGUGCAGGGCUGGUAAUCGGACUCCUAUUGCACAGCAGCGUCACCCAGUCCAGGUUUUACUACCAUCUUGAUCAGCCCCCAGUGUGUCUAGCUAACAAGCGCAGGUGUGUCUUAUUAUUAAACUCCUAGUGAAACCAGGACUGGAUAACACUGCUGUGCAACAGGAGUCUUAUUUCCGUCUCUGAAGCUCAGGUAUGUCAGGUUAUAAGUUGAAGACGUGUAAUUAUAACCAUGUCAGUUCUUUCUCCAGUAUGUGGAUUGUAUUUUUGUUAUCUCUGUGUGCAAUGUGUCUGUAUAGGAUAUUACUGCUGCUGUUUUCACAAUAUACCUAUUGAAGACUAAAAAUAAAAUACUACUACUACUAAUUAUUAUUUGUUUAUUUAGCAGACGCCUUUAUCCAAGGCGACUUACAGAAACUAGGGUGUGUGAACUAUGCAUCAGCUGUAGAGUCACUUACAACUACGUCUCACCCGAAAGACGGAGCACAAGGAGGUGAAGUGACUUGCUCAGGGCCACACAAUGAGUCAGUGGCUGAGGUGGGAUUUGAACCGGGGACCUCCUGGCUACAAGCCCUUUUCUUU
This is a messenger RNA of Acipenser ruthenus (sterlet), 6818 nucleotides long. RefSeq lists its product as uncharacterized. The record is from RefSeq and is a predicted model, not a curated record. Gene Ontology annotation, molecular function: DNA-binding transcription repressor activity, RNA polymerase II-specific. Bases 128 to 3982 code for a protein of 1284 amino acids. The transcript is spliced from 5 exons. Gene Ontology annotation, biological process: negative regulation of transcription by RNA polymerase II. NCBI's taxonomy places the organism in Eukaryota, Metazoa, Chordata, Actinopteri, Acipenseriformes, Acipenseridae.